Quercus lobata is the source of this 1145-nucleotide messenger RNA. RefSeq names its product E3 ubiquitin-protein ligase. Gene Ontology annotation, molecular function: ubiquitin-protein transferase activity. The transcript has 6 exons. NCBI's taxonomy places the organism in Eukaryota, Viridiplantae, Streptophyta, Magnoliopsida, Fagales, Fagaceae. The coding region runs from base 162 to 809 and encodes 215 amino acids. The record is from RefSeq and is a predicted model, not a curated record.
UGCGCAGGUACAACUCCAGAGUUUAGAAUCAUCGUUUACUCCGGCUCUCCGAGUCCAACUUCAACUUCAUCUAUUGCAGAAGACAAUUCACCAAGCCUUGUGCAAUUUUCCCCAGACAUUAAAGAAAAAGUCUAAGCUGCAGCCGCCGAAAUUGAAGCCUUAUGAUGGCUUGUCUUUGUAGUUGCUUUCAAGACAAGGACCCUGAAGAAAUUUUAGAUGGAUCCAGUCAUAGAAACAUCAGCCAUCAUAAUUCCCCUAUUCAUAAGUUCUUUGAUAAGUAUGCAUCUUUCUUCUGCAAUGGGCAAAUGAAUGCCCCCCCUUUGUCCCAUCAGGAGGUAGCUUCUUCAACUCCAAAUGGGGCACCUGAAACUAUUUUAUCUCCUCCUACAACUUUGGCAUUUCAUUCUGAUUUGAGACAAGCCAAUGUGCAAUGGGAUGGACUUGUAACAGGACACCAAAAAGGUGCAGGCGUUUUGCACAGUGAAACACAACUCAGAGGUAAUAGUAUUCAAAUUGGCCAAGACCUUGUAACUCAGUCAGAUUGCGGAGAGAAAUCAAAAAAAUGUCACUCAGAGUCUCCAAAGAAGAUAUCAUUGAAAAAUAGAGAAGCUGGAUAUGUUUAUGACCAUGCAUUACAAGAAGAGGAGGAUGUUUGUCCUACAUGUCUUGAAGAAUACACUCCUGAAAAUCCUAAGAUUAUGACACAUUGUUCUCACCAUUACCACCUUAGUUGUAUAUAUGAAUGGAUGGAGAGAAGCGAAACCUGUCCAGUUUGUUGCCAGGUGUUGACAUUUGAUGAAACAAAGUAAUCUCAAAUUGCUCACGGCAUGUAAAGAGUGAAGAUGAAGCUACAAUUUCCGAAGCAAAUGAUUUUAAGCAGAGUUUAUGAUAAGUUCUCAUCAUCAACAUCGAUGUGAGAGACAGAAUAGGAUCUAAACUUUCUAAAUACAUGCAUUCUAAGAGAUUCCCUCUAUCUCAUGUUAAAUUCAUUAGUUCAGUUGUUCUUGUUGACUGGAUGGGCUGAAACACCCUUUUUUUUUUUUUUUUUUUUUUUCUGAAUUCUUUUUAGCACCCCUAGUGUUUAUUGUACAUGAGUUCUAAUAUUGGAAGUCCUGGUGAUUUUUUGAAGAAGCUAACCUAUGUAU